Molecule: messenger RNA, 10979 nt
Organism: Spirometra erinaceieuropaei
Lineage: Eukaryota; Metazoa; Platyhelminthes; Cestoda; Diphyllobothriidea; Diphyllobothriidae
Source: the annotation of a GenBank genome assembly
AUGUUUCCGUUUCGACGUUAGUCUCUUCCUUUGUGUUCUGUGCCAUCUUCAGCGGCAUACCGUUCUCUUAGCCAUUCUCUCCUUUUUCUUGGGACUCAUACUCACUUACUGAUUCUCCCAGUUGACAUCGACUUCCACCGAGCCCCCCUGACUCGCACAGGGCCCUUUGGCGGAAUUUCUACAGACGCAAAUAGCGCUGACAAGUUCUCCACUACCAGCCUUCAAGGCUUCCCAGCUGGCCAACCAGGUACGGUAAUCCGAGUGUCCAUCUGGAACGACCAGUUGAGGGUGCUCUGCAAUGUUAGCUAAUCCGUGUUACAGUACCACCUUCAUAACACCUACCCAGGGCUUCACACACCCACGCACAAUGCCAUCCCAGUCUGCCUUGUACGCUCUCCUAGUCCACUUCGCCAGAUCUCAUUUCCUUAUAUGCAUAUACAUAUAUAUGUGUCUGAUUUUCAUUCAAAAAAUUCAUGACAUCUGCUAUGGUCUUUCAAAAACUUUAACUAUCUCAUGAUAGUUAAUAGCAGGUCGCUUUAAAAAUAAAAGUCUUUUUUUCAAAUCUGCUUUCUUUUACCGAAACUGUUCUAAUUUAUUAGAGGUCGGAAAGUUCUUGAAGCAAAUUACGGUUUACUGACCGACCCUAGAGUUGCUCUGAACAGCACAUGCUGGAUGAGACGAACGGUUUGUCCGUGUGAGGUUGCUCUUACUGAUAUUCCUUCCCCGAUAAUGACUUCAAAUUCAUCACAUUGUGGAGAGAAAUUUACUAGCUCACCAAUUGUUACUUUUACAAAUAUCCAAAGCUUUGAGAGUGGGAUUAGGUGAGGCAAGGACAAGCAGUGAAAGUCGGCCGCUCAUAUUAUAGUGCAGACUAGAAGUUCGCAUGCUGUUGCAAAGAAGGUGCCCGACUCGUGGUCGUCGGUGCCUUGCCAUCGCCUUUAUCACCUUCGUUUCUCUCUGCUCGUUCCUACUUUGCCUACCGAUUCAAUUUUGGGCCGGAACGCAUCGUCGCCACACUUUUCAAUACCUCGUCGCUCUGGUCAAGGCCUACUAGCGUUCCGCCAGUACGCAAAUUGUCCAUAAUCCCAGUUAUUCAAUGUUUUGUCUGGCGUUCAACAAGGUCGGGUCUUGUCGCCCACUUUGUUUACGCCAUCGCCCGGGUCCGUAGGGAGCAGCUCGCACUUUGGCGGUGUCGAAUUUGCUGGAUGACCGAGCUGUCCUGUCUGCAUUAAUUUAGGAUUAACUACGGAAUGUAGUCUCUCGGGUAAACGAGGUGGCUAGGCCAGUCCUUUUAUCCAUCAGCGCUACGAAGACCAGUGCUUUCGGACUGAAUAGCCGACUGGAAGAUACCUCUGAACUAGUGGCUGUCAACUUGAAGAAAAUAGUCAAGCGCCUUGGGGUCAAGUUGCCGCCGAACGGACUCCAUCAUCAGCCGAGUAGACGCUGCUCGCAGCCCUCAGCAAGUUCCCAACGGUUCCUACAGACUCGUAACAACCUGGAGACUGCCGACCACCGUCGCCCGUGAACGACCCUGCGGCUGAACUACUCCGAUUUCAUCUUAAAUGAGAUGGUUCGCAAUCACCGAUGCAGCAUCGUAGGAAUGCCUCAAACCAUCUAAGAAAGGCGAAUGAAGUGUUUCGGCCAUGUUAUUUGUCCUUGUAUGCAUGAAUUCAGUUCUGCUGUCAAACCUGGGGCCGACGCCUAAUUGUAGCUCUUGAGGGAGUCAGCUGAAGGCCUGGCCUGACUUUAUCAAUACACAGGUAUCAUUAUUGGGCUUUUAGUUUUCAUCGAUGGAGAAAAGAUUGAGUCGAACUCUGAAUCCGCUACUGUUGGUCGUCGCUUGUGGCGAAUUAUUAUGGAAACAGUAGUAAAGCUGGUUAGCUGGGGAGUGGUGUCAGCCGUGUCAGGUCGGCGCACUUUAGGGCAACAUUAGCGAUGUUUAUGCACAUUUCCUAGUAUUGUACGCAGUUGGGGGCACUUUAAAUGGAUAAGGCGGACUACUUUCCACAGGUAAAAACAUCACUUAGCCUGGCUUAUUUUUAUUGUGUUCGCAGGAGUCUAAAAUUCUUUAGCUUUUCUAUUGCAAAGAUGUUUUAAUUCGGUCAGAAAUGCCCUAUGAGUGGUGGUAAGUAAAUAUGCGUUGUUUUUACGUUUCGUACAUGGUUGAGGCAGUUUCUGGACAAAAAAAGCAUUACAAUUGAGAAAACCCCCAUCCUGACGCUACGAUUUAAAACGCGGAAGUUCCGAUUUUUCGACGAAACACAGUACCAUCAAUCUGUAUUCAUUAAUAGCUGAAGUGCUCGGCUUCCUCCCAUGGUCUUGCUGGCAUGCGUUUGUGAAAAUGCCGGCAAGCUCGAACCGCGUUCCCCUAUCGCCCCCUUUCUAUCCGUUUGCACGUUGAACUAAUCGAAUGAUUUACGAAAUUGCAUCGUGCUGGCGAACAGAGCAACCCGACCUGACCCGAGGUUGGUCGUUUGUGGUGCCGACAACGUCACCUCUCGCGGCUGUUAUGGACGCUGGCGCAUACCUCCGGUCAUCGCGAAAUUUUGCCAACGACCCCUGCUGGCUUACCGUCUUCUGCUGGCAGUACUUUUCUUGCCACAAUUCAAGUAAUUAGGGUGCAAAGCUUUAUGAUGCAGCUGAUGAUGUAGCCUGAAGGACUUAUCAGGUCCCGGUCUUUUAUUGUAAGCUGACGGCUUCAUCAGGUGCAAUGAGACAUGCUUUUUAUAUGCAAGUCUGAAACUCCGAAAUGGAACAGAAUUCCUUCAUUUCACACGGAACGGUGAGUUCCCCGUAGCCUUAAAUAUCUCGGAUCGUAACUUUCAGAGCUCUGACCCCUAAGUCAGAAUUGGAGCGUAUGCCACUGCGUUCUGGAGGUACCGCUUACUCGACGCGUGCUAAAUGACCAAAGGGACCAAUAUUCGUAUUUUGCAUAGGUUAUUAACACUAUUAAAUUAACCGUUUUUUCGGUAAAGCAAAGCAUGUCCGCCUUGUUUCUUCUUCCUUUGUGCACAAUCUAAAAUCUCCAAGUUGCGGUAUUCAAGCUUAUUUUUAAACCACUCAAAAACAGAAUUCAUGAUAAGGAGACAGCCUUAGUGCUCAGUCCACAAUUUCGGGACGUUGUUUCAAACACACGCCAAAGAGUGCUUAUAAUCCCAUAGUAAUUAUCGAAAUAUCUAUUUAGAUCUUUUCCAUCCUUAGGGUGCAAGUUAUGGCAGUGUUACAAAGUCCGCAACCUACCCCGUCAGACCGAGGUGAAUUCCUACUUCGAUUUUCUCCGCAAACAUUUGGAAUAUGUCGUUUUAAACCCUUUUAUUGUUUAGUACUGGCCUCUCUUCCCUAAGAUCCAUAUUCUCAACGUGGCUGACACUAGGUCUGGAGGUUUGUGACCGCCGUGUUCUCUCAAAGUCUAAGCCUUCCCUGCACUUGUUGUUCUCUUAGUUAUAAAAUAUCCCAACGCAGAGACGCAAACAAGAAAAGCCAUGUUCUAUUUAAUUAUUGUCAGUCAAAACUUCAUAAUCCCUCCGAAUACUGACACCGAAGAGCCUCCGUUAUAAAGCGCCAGUGAAUACCGAAUCGAGCCGAUGUGUCAUACAACGCUUCGGAAAGCAAAUGAUAGGAGUGCUGAUCAACGACUGUCACUUACGCUUGCGCAAGUAACUAACGGUCAUAGAAGAAAGAAGGCGCGGAGUGCACGACAUUGCUCGGCGAAUCAGUUACUGAGUGUCUGGACCGAACAAUAUCAACUGUGGCAAAAGCGAGACAGGAAGUGAAACGCAUGAAUCUAGACCAAAAGCCGUCAAAUUGAAAUGGGAAUGGGAAGAUCGUUGCACUAGUUGAUGGACUGGGGGCCAGCAAACCAUGAUUCCAGUAGCUCCCGGCUCACGCGGCCCCAGUCCAUCAACCAGUGCAACGAUCUUCCCAUUCCAUACUCCGUGCUGAAACUUCGCCCAGGCGGAGUAACAAGCCAUGGGGGGAGCGCAGGGGUGAACACUUUUCCAAAACCGGGGUCGGUUCGUCAGAUGGUCGAGCAAUCAUCACGCCAACAUCCAACGGACGUGAUGAAAUUGCAGCAAUUAUCGACUCGAAUGUCGGCCAUCAAGCAAUGAUCACACCAAGUGCGACGAUCCCGGAUGAAGGGGGGAGCCGUGAAUGUUCAUAGGGAUGUGGUAGCAUGGCCACUGCAUCCUAUAAAUACCGCAGCCCCUUGUGCAACAACCACCCGUUUCUGUUUUUUGUCUCUGAUGAUGGAUUCUAGUAGGAAUCCGAAACGUCAGGCUAAUAAAGCUCUUGUCCCGGCGAUCGUGUCUCCUUCUUCAAAAUCAAUGGGUUCCCCAAUAUCCAGCCUAGUUGCGGAAUUGGUCCUACAAGAGCUGGAAAAGGUUGCUUUCAGCCAUUAGAAACCUGCGUUUUGACGCCGAUACGUGGACGAUGCAUUCGUCAUUAUUGAAAAGGACAAACUAUCGGGUUUUCGAGACUUACUUAACAGCAUAUUCCCCGACAUUCAGUUUACAAGAGAAGACGAGGAGGACGAGAAACUACCUUUCCUGGACGUACUCGUCACGCGCACACCUGACGGUGAACUCAGCACUACAGUGUACAGAAAGGUGACCAAUUCAAUCCAGGUCCUCAACUAUCAUAGCAACCACCAUUGGUGCACAAACGGGACUGUGUGAGGGCGCUUUUCGACGACGGGGUAAAAACGCACUGUAGCGAGCCCGAAGGAAGGAUGCAAGAACUACGGCAUCUCCGGGACCAAUUAACAAAGAACGUCUACCCAAAUAGUUCUAUCAGUCGCUGCAUACGCACGCACCCACGCCGGACAAACGGAAGAGAGACACCAACAAUUUGGCACUCCCUACCGUACAUAAAGAAUGUGUCCGAGGCCACAGAACGCAUUGCGUCAGAGCUAGGCGUGGGCAUCGCUCAUCAUCCGACGGCCACCUUGCGUAGCAGGAUCAUGAAAAUGAAGGAUCGACUGGACGCAGGUGGACAGUCGGGCGUAGUCUACCAAAUCCCGUGCCAAAACUGUCCUUGCCACUACACAGGCCAGACAGGACGACGUCUGAGCUCGCGAAUACUUGAGCACAAACGGGCCGUUCGGAGAGGCGACCCCCUAUCUCAAAUACCCACUCACACGCUGGAGGAAGGCCAUGAGUUCGACUUCGCCAACACGCGGAUAUUGGCGCGAGCCGGCAACAAGACAGGGCGAGAGCCGUUGGAGGCGUGGGUGUCGGACACCAACUCUAUCAACAGACACAUAGAUUUGCCGGCGUGUUAUCACGCGCUCCGCCCACGCAGCCGGGUGGCGCAGCUCACACCGUCGCGAAGUACAAACGGCGUCACCGCGCCGAGGACCCAUCGUGCACCAGGCGGUACAAACCCUACCUAGCCACGGACGUACUCCCCCCCGCAAGGACGAGCUAUAUAAAUGUUCACAAUUUGCUGUACUCAAGUAGUUUCUGAUGAUGAACUCCAGUUCGAGUUCGAAAGCUCAGGCAAAUAAACCUACUGUCCCACUGAUCGUGCCUUCGCCUUCUUUUAAACAAGAACCUGGGAUGCACAUAUUCUCUUCCAUUCGUGAAGGUAAUUCUUUUUGGAAUCUUUAAGACCCAUGCAGAUUGAGGUGUAGAAGUUAAGCAUGCAAGCAUAAACAGAAGAACACCGACUUUGGUGACACCCAGGAGCAAUGUAAGCAACGGAAGAAGACGUUCAAAUGAAAAUUAAGAUUGCUUGUCAAAGGUUUCAAAAAGCUGUCUACUUUUUGUCAGUGCGGGUGAGCUAACCUUAUGUGUCGAGUUGAGUUGCUCAAAUGGAUUCGAACGUUUUCUACCAUAAAUUCGACCGAUAUUCUGCGGCGCACGUAGUCCAUUUGACACCAUUCAAGUGAACGUGACCUCAGCUUAGAGGUCCUAGCACUGUACUAUCAGAUGUAGCUGUUUGUGGAUUAAGUGGUCUCCAUGUUCGGAGAGAUUCGGCAUGUAAUAAUAUGUGCAAAAAGAAGGCAAAUAAAGAGAAUUUUUCUAUUUUAUAUUGAAAAAGAGUUGAAUUUAUUAGUUCAGAAUCGGUUACCAUGUCACAUAAGUUAACAUCCUCUUCUUCCGAUGUCGAGUAAAUACAAGCACAAACGUUAAUAUGGAAGGCUGUUGCGUUCAUUUUCACAUUCAACCAUAAAAAUACUCUCGAGAAGUUUCCCAAUGUAGACCAAAAACUGGCCGUCAGACUCGUCGGCAGAAAUGCAUAUCUAUAUUCGGAGGUGGGCCUGGACCAGUUUAAUUUAGGGUGGGCGCCAACAACAGGGAAUCAUGGCGCCUGCUCUGUCGGCUACAGUAUGAUCGUUGUUAUUCCUCCCCGAACGCAAGUCGGAUAUUUGAGCAUUACUCCUGUUUCUCCGCCUGCUCCUUAUACCAGCCGGCAGACGAUGACCUGUUUAACGCCUUUGAAAUCCAGGUGUGACUAGCUGACGACGGGUGUUUAGACAAAAAAUAAAACUUCUGCCCGUCUUAUCUUUGUCAGUAAAGCUUCCACUGUUGUUUACUAACUGAUGUGCGACCGUCUGUAACGACUUUAGUCUGGAUUUUCAUGGCAAAACACACGUUCUAUCCUCCAUCCCACAAUCAGUUCGAAGUAGUUGACGCCAAUUAAAUGCGAUUGAAUAAGGUGUUUUAUGCCUCCAUGGCCUACGAUCUUGCAGCCAAUUCUACAUAACGGUCAGUGUCUGUUUUGGGCACAGGAAAGUGUUUUUCGUUGAUACCGGAUAAAGUGCAUGUGAUCAUGAGCGCCAGGGUGAAAAUGAUGUCAACCGAGGUGAUGUCAACCUGGUGGAACUUGAAUAAGAGAUGUAUACAAACCGUAGAUUGAUGGGCUUGGCUGUGGAUCCACCCGUUUAUGUCAUCGCGGACUGUGUUUACUACUGUUAUUUAGCUACCACGGACGGGUACUGGUAGAUCUGAACCGGGUACCGGCGCAUUUCCGACGAAGGCAUGAGAUGACUUGUAGGCCAUGCUGGAAGUUUAAAAGCGAGGACUCAACUGUAAGUGUCGUGAGUCUAACGUCGGCUACCCGGGCCUUCCUUUUGAGGUAUACACAUCCCUUAAUCCUUUUCAACGAAGUUUUUGGGACCGAUCGUCUCUCACUCCAGUAAUUACCACCUGCUAGAGUAAAUUACAAAUCUGCAAGCGAUAUAGCAAGAUGCACAAAAGACAAGUUUAUAUGGAUAUUUUAAGUCGCAAGUGAGGCAAUGAGACCGACUUUACUUGUUUCUGGUUAAGAACACGCGGCUGACACAUAAUGAGACCAUUAAAGCACUGGUCAGUUGCAACUGCUCCGGCAGUAAUUGAUGAGUGAGGCAAAUAAAACGGCCCAAAUGUUCAGUCUCUCCUCAUCUUCUUUUGGGCGGGCUCCGGCGGGGCCUCGUAGCUCAGGUAGUUAGAGCGUUGGCUGCGCUAAAGCCUUCCCCUUACUGUGUGGGUUCGAAUCCCACCGAGGCGCCGAGUUUUUCGCAGUUGGGCCAAUAUGAAUUAUUGAAAGUCUGCCAAAAUAUCAAUGGAAAACAGAUAAGGAUAGGUUGUGUAAACCCACUGGGAUUAAUGAGUCUAACCACCUGCUAUCUUUUUAAGUGGAGCUUGUUUAGUUUAUUAAUUCAUAGUUACAGGAAGUAUCCGCAUGCACCCAUGCCGGUACUCAACAUUAAACGCGUGCUGUAAGGAUCCUCGGCUGCGUGUUGAUUUACUUCGUCUCGGUUAGAAAAAAAGCGCACGCCUUCCUGAACGGUUUCUGUUGUCAAACGUGUACUUCAUCAGUUACUAACGUCUUCGGAAAACCUAGCUUAAUAUUUUCUCCUGCUUUAAUACUCGGCAUACAACGCCUGAUGCAAAGAUCCUCGAAUGCGUGUUGUUUUACUUUCCCUCGGCUGGAACGCAAACACACGGCUUUCUUAAUAACUCCAAACCGUUUCUGUUGUCAAAAGUGUACGCCGUGAUUUAUAUACUUCUUUGGGGAUAUUUUCGCGCACGUACCCAUAUAACCAGUAAUAAGACAGUCGAAUUUAUGUACAAAAAUUCGGAAAGGAGUCCUUUAGGCUACCGGUUCAGGAAUCUGUUACACUGGAUAUGCUUGCGUAACAUGCGAAAGGAAUAUUUCCCAAGCAUGCUUUAGCCCCCUGCUGUCUAUGCCAAACCGCGGACUGUAUUUAACUUCGUCUCCAUGGGCCCACAUUGCUCGACCAGAAACCGGUUCUCCUUCGUGGAGCUUCAGUUUCAGUCUGCUCCAGUAGGCCUCAAUCGUGUUGGUGUGUUUUCCUGUGGUCGGAUCCUUGAAAUGCUUUGCAUGAUUGGCUGCAAAGUGUUCAUAGGCUUCAGAUUGGAGGCUUUUGUAGGAAUUCCUUUCAUCUGUCACUAUUAUGCUUCCUUCGACCACCCAUUUAGUAAUGACAGAUCUGAGGUCUGGUCAACUUAUAUCGUCUACUUGUUCAAUCGGUACUUUCUUUCGUGAAGUAUCAUACAUACUAACGAUUUAAAAUUGUCUUCUGCGUUUCCCGACAUUGUAUUUCCGUCUGCUGACCAGUGCUUCAUCAAUUUGGACUUCUACCCCGGGACCGCCAAUAUGGUCUCCUUCGUCCAUUAGGGCGGCGGAGCAGAUAUUCCGGCAAAGUGCAUGCCAUUCCACCGCAGUUUUAUGACAUAAUCCGAUAUCUUUGGCAAUUUUUUUCACUCUGACGUCCCUCAUAAAGGCCAGUUAUAUUUUGAUUAUUGUCCUGAUGGUAAGCCUGCUGCUUUCAAAAACGGAGUCCUUUCUUAGAGCUUUCCUCCUUCGACAUCGGCCGCAUCGAAAUAAUUAUCCGUCGGCGUGCAACCUCAAUAUUUACGGAUGCAUUUUGCGUCCAGAUCUGCAUUUUACUGCAUUAGGUAGGAGACCCUAGCUUGGCAGUAUUCCACUACAGUAGGAGGGUUAACUCGUGAAAUGACAACCAAAAUUCCGAAAUGCGUUUUCGUUUCGAAAAUGUUAAUUAAGUUGGGUUGUAAAACUAGUCAGCCUGCAACAUAAUUUUAUAAUAUUUCACUUACCGCAGGAUGCCGGCUGUCGAAUGAACUUCCUUCCGGCUGCAUGCAAAGACUACACUCUGUAAAAAAUGAUUACUUAUGUGGCAUGCAUUUUUCUCAUUGAUUUUCGAUGCCUCUAAAUGUCCACUUAGGUUUUAUGGGAAACAUGCAUAAAAAUAUUCAUUCUUUUGCUUAUUCGGUAAACAAUUACGUCUUCUCCCAAUCUUAUACUCGAAGGAAGUAUAUAAUUCGGUUUUCAAAAACUUUUUCGAUUCCUGAAUAAUUUUGAACCCGCCCUACCGUUACACUUAAGUUCAGAAUUUCCAAACUACAGGCCGUAUAUUUUCCGCGUGCGGAAAACCACACAUUUCUCUACGGUAAAAAAGGGGGACCAUAUAGAAUUCAUAAAAUUUGGCGGUGGAUUUUAUCCAUAUUGUUUACUUUACAAGCCACAUUGGUUAAUGCAGAGACAUUACGAUUUAUGAACGGCCAUUUCACGGUAUUUAAAAGUUCCACAAUUUGAAACUUUUUUAAAACCAAAUUAUGUCCCUCCCUCGAGUAUGAAAUUAGAAGAAGACGUAAUUAUCUACCGAAUAAGCAAGAGAAUGAAUAUCUUUAUCAUGUUUUUCAUAAAAUCUAACUAGACAUUUGGAGGCAUCGAAAAUCAAUGUGAAAUAUGCAUGCUACCUAAGUUAUCAUUUUUUACAGAGUGUAUUUUUGCAUGCAGCCGAAAGGCAGUUCAUUCGAAAGCCGGCAUCCUGUGGUAAGUGAAAUAUUAUAGAAUUAUGUUGCAAACUGAAUAGUUUUACAACCCAACUUAAUUUCGCCAGAAAAUCAACCUGUAACUCUCUUUUUUUCGUGUAUCAUGGAAUGCCUGCUCUGUAUUUUGAAAGAAUAAGGCAUAAUUACCUACUCUGCUCAUUAGUGCAUUUUGAUUAUUGGAUAUAAACCUUAUAUACAUAUUUUUUAUUUACAAAAUGUCUAACUAGCAUUUAUAACUUGCCUUAUCAUGCAGAUAAAUACAUGUGUUCUUACUUACGCUAUCUGAAGUUCUAUGUGUUCAUUAGGGUGUAUUUGCACAGCUCCUCCAACAUUCAUAUGCAUUACGUUUUCUGGCCGCAAAUGCUCGGGGUUGCAUUAUUUGACACUUAGCAUUCUUCGUCCUCCUGGUUGUUUGUUCCAUUGUUCCUGACCUACCUCAAACUUGCCAGCGGCGGUUUAUUUAAAUACCUUUUAUUUAUUGUCGGUCGACUUUUGUUUAUUCUUCGAGUACCGCGCCCAAUUCCGUUAGUAUAUAAAAGUAUAGGGGAAUUUCAACGGAAAUCUACGUAAUUUUUAUGUUUUACUGCGUCCACAUCGUUCCCCGUGCGCGGUUAUGCCCCAACCAUAAAACCCCUAUUGCCUCCAUUCCCAUAUUACACGCGUCUGCGGUUAUUGGUUGCCAGGUGGGUUUACACAACCUACCAUUACUGCAAAACCUUAUGACGCGCAUUUCAUCUCAAUUAGGGAGGCAGCGUGCCUAGAGAACUGUUCACUUUUGUGGUUUUUUGGAGACGAGCUGUCAACUGUUUGGAUGAUAUUCAAGAACUUAGCUAUUCACAGUGUUGCGUUUCCCUUCAGUUUAUUUAUGCUUUAGGUAUCACAGUCGAGGUGAGGAUCCGUCCAAGCCAUCCACUUGCGGCCUCCCUCGUCUCCGGUCUUCUGGACUCUGUCUUGACACCCGGUUCAGGCGAGGGAGGAGAGAGUGUGGUAGAUGCAGCGCAAGUUUGCGGGCACUAUAAACCCACGCGCAAGUCACCGUCCCUGCUCCCACCACCUGCUGUGGGGCAUACGGUGGACAUCAACGGUCGAACUAUCGCCGUGCGUGUGGAGCUGAAUGGUUCCAGCGUUCCACUUUUCGAAGUUUUUGUUUGUUGUCUUGAGUCCGGUGUGAUAUGA